CCCUUCCUGUGUCCCUAGAGUUGAGCAUGCACUUCCUGUCCUGUUAUAAAUGAAAGUCAGAGCUGGGGGUGGCUGUGCAUGCCUGUAUUUGCUCUGCAGAAUGUUGGCUGGCGCUGUCUGCUCCACGAUCAUAGCCAAACAGUGACAGGAAAGCCGGAGAGCAGGGCUUCCCUGCAGAGAGAGUUUGGGUUGGAUGUCUGUCUGUCUGCUGGAGCGUCUAUGAUGGCAGCCGGAGUCCUGAGGACGAGCUCUGAAGCUGUUCACUCCCUGUUCUAGGUAGAUGGGUAGGCUUGGUGGGGUCGUCCUUAAGUUGUCUUUUCUUGUUACAACGACUCCUUUGAGGGUGCACUGGAGCUCAGAGAUAGUGUCCUGAUUCUGUGAACUUCAUUCUGCGUGGCUGUAAAUUCCACACCCGCCAUAUGUGUCACUGUCUCAGCCGAUGGCACCGCCCAGUCCGAGGAACGGCACCCCCAACAGCAGCAUCGGGGGCAAUGGCCAUGACCAGCUGAGCAAGACCAACCUGUAUAUUCGAGGGCUGCAGCCGGGCACGACGGACCAGGACCUCGUCAAGCUCUGUCAGCCAUAUGGCAAGAUUGUCUCCACCAAGGCCAUACUGGACAAGACCACAAACAAGUGCAAAGGCUAUGGCUUUGUGGACUUCGACAGUCCCUCAGCAGCGCAGAAGGCUGUGACCGCGCUGAAAGCCAGCGGUGUGCAGGCGCAGAUGGCUAAGCAACAGGAGCAGGACCCUACAAAUCUAUACAUCUCCAACCUCCCCCUGUCGAUGGAUGAGCAAGAACUGGAGGGGAUGCUGAAGCCGUUUGGCCAGGUUAUCUCCACCCGGAUCCUUCGAGACACUAGUGGGGCCAGCAGAGGGGUCGGCUUUGCCAGGAUGGAGUCCACAGAGAAGUGUGAAGCCAUCAUCACCCACUUCAAUGGGAAGUAUCUUAAGACGCCCCCUGGAGUGGCAGCACCGUCUGACCCCUUGCUUUGCAAGUUUGCCGAUGGCGGGCCAAAGAAACGACAGCACCAAGGAAAAUUUGUGCAGAACGGACGGGCCUGGCCAAGGAACGGGGACAUGGGUGGCAUGGCCGUGACGUAUGACCCCACGGCAGCUCUUCAGAAUGGGUUCUACCCAGCCCCUUACAGCCUCGCCCACAGCAGGAUGCUCGCUCAGUCUGCGCUCUCCCCUUAUCUUCCAUCUCCCGUGUCUUCCUACCAGAGAGUGACUCAGACAUCUCUACAAGUACCUAACCCAUCCUGGAUGCAACACCAGUCGUACCUCAUGCAGCCUUCAGGCUCACUUCUUACCCCAGGGAUGGACCACCCUCUCUCUCUCCAGCCUGCCUCCAUGAUGGGACCUCUUACUCAGCAAUUGGGUCACCUGUCACUCAGCAGCCUGGGCCCGCUCCUGCCAACGGCCGCUAUGCAGGGAGCUUACAUCCCCCAGUACCCUCCCGUGCCCUCUUCCAGUGUGUCUGUGGAGGAGAGCAGCGGUCAGCAGAAUCAAGUGGCCGUGGAGACACCCUCAGACCAUGGGGUCUAUCCUUUCCAGUUCAGCAAGUAAUGAGGCCCGGGCCUGAGAACAGAAGUCUGUGCGUGCCUGCCUUGGGCCGUUUUCCCAUCGAUGGAGCCGGGGAACCGUUGUUGCUUUCCGUAUGUGCCACAUCCAAGAUCAGAAAACCUUACACUGGUUGAGCCGCUUCUCAUCUUCACAGAAAGUUGGGGUUUGUUGGAAAUACUUAGGAAGGCUUUUAAAAUGAUUUCUUUAAAAAAAAAAAAAAAGUGCUGGGAAAUCGAUGAAGGAGUCCUGCUUGCCAAGUUUAGUUAUGGACUAUUUUUGAUGUAUGUGUUUUAAAUAUACAGAUUUGAAGUUU
Peromyscus maniculatus bairdii (prairie deer mouse) is the source of this 1877-nucleotide messenger RNA. RefSeq names its product RNA binding motif single stranded interacting protein 2 (gene Rbms2). The record is from RefSeq and is a predicted model, not a curated record. Gene Ontology annotation, cellular component: ribonucleoprotein complex. Lineage: Eukaryota; Metazoa; Chordata; Mammalia; Rodentia; Cricetidae. Gene Ontology annotation, molecular function: RNA binding.